Molecule: messenger RNA, 6015 nt
Organism: Parasteatoda tepidariorum (common house spider)
Lineage: Eukaryota; Metazoa; Arthropoda; Arachnida; Araneae; Theridiidae
Source: RefSeq, a predicted model, not a curated record
AUGUUUGUGUAUUUCAAGCUGUCAAAGUGAGAUUCGAUUUAUCUGUGCGGCGCUAGAAUUGUUAUGGAUGGUUUUUAAUAGUGAUGUUUCGUGCAGCGAUGGAUGUUUAAAAUUCUUGAAGAUUAAUCUAAACCUAAAUUGAAUCCUAACAAUUUUAUUUUGUUUAAAUCGGAGUGCAUUGUUUAAAAAAAAAACUAUUCUCGUAUUGGAUUUUAAUUGAUUACAUUGCAUCAGAAUUUAAGAAAAACCAACAACAUUGAUCGUGUCUGGGUCUGUUUGCAUUUCUCCUGGUAAGGUGUCUUCACCUGGAAACAAUUUUCCAUAUCAUCAUUAUUUGUUCUUACGAUGCUACGCCAAUGGGUAGUUCUGUAUACAUUCAUCCUCUCCAUUUUAUCAUUAAGUCAAUGUUUGGAAGAUGGGCCAAAUGUUUGUGCAAAACAGGAAACAUAUUUAACGACAGUUAGAGUUUCAUAUAAUAAACCAUAUCAAAUACGUUCAUUCACAUGGUGCUUAUCAUUCCCACCGAGAUGCUCACGAUAUAGGAUAGCAUAUACUACUGGUUAUAAAACAGAGCCUAAAACAAACACUAGAACAGUCAAUACUUGUUGUAAAGGAUUUGUAUUGACAGCUGAUGAAUCAAGAUGCAUACCUUAUUGCUCCAACCCAUGCAUCCAUGGUAUAUGUGUUGGACCAGAGGAGUGUGAGUGCCAACCAGGUUUUGGUGGCCCUAGUUGCAAUGUGUUGUAUCAUGCCUGCCCAACUGGUAAAUAUGGAGCUCAAUGUGAAAGAGAUUGUAUUUGUGAAAACAAAGCUUUGUGUGAUCCCGUCACUGGAACAUGUACUUGCAAGCCAGGUUGGCAAGGAUCAGAUUGCAGUCAACCUUGUGAUGAGAAUUAUUAUGGUUACCACUGUGAACAAGAGUGCCGCUGUGAAAAUGGUGCCUCUUGCAAUCCAAUAUCUGGUGCUUGCAUUUGUGCUGCCGGGUACAGAGGACCACUCUGUAUCGAUCCCUGCCCUGAAGGAACACAUGGUGAAUCCUGCUCCAAUAAAUGUGAUUGUCAAAAUGGUGGCACCUGUUCUCCCGUGACAGGUGACUGCUUUUGUCCUCCAGGCUGGACUGGAGCUGUGUGUGCCAAUCCUUGUUCUCCUGGUUAUUAUGGUAGAAAUUGUUCUGAGAAAUGUUCCUGCUACAAUGGAGCCUCGUGCAACCAUUUAACCGGAAAGUGUACCUGUUCAUCAGGAUAUCGUGGUGACCGAUGCCAAGACGAAUGCCCUAUUGGUACAUGGGGAUUGAAUUGUGUAAAUAAUUGUAGCUGUGAUAAUGGAGCUCAUUGUGAUCCAGUAGAUGGUACAUGUCUUUGUCUUGCUGGAUUUACUGGUGAACAUUGCGAAAGCAGAAUGUGUCCAUCUGAAUACUUUGGAUCACAUUGUGAUCAGAUUUGUCAAUGCAAGCAUGAUAAUACUGAAAUGUGCCACCCAUGGACUGGUCGCUGUAAGUGCUUACCUGGCUGGUCAGGAGAUUACUGCAACCGUCCAUGUCCCGCACUCACUUAUGGUAUUGGAUGUGAACAGUCAUGUGAUUGCUUGAAUGGUGCCCUCUGUGAUCCUAUUAAUGGAACUUGUAUUUGUGAGCCUGGUUAUAUUGGAAAGAAUUGUGAAGACAAAUGCCUUGUGGGAAAAUAUGGAAAGAAUUGUGCAAAUAAUUGUACCUGUGAGAAUGGAGCCGCAUGCACCCAUACUUCUGGCUAUUGUAAUUGCAAGCCUGGUUGGAAUGGUAUCAGUUGUAAUCUUCCGUGUCCUCUCGGAAUGUAUGGCUUACAAUGCCAAAGUAAAUGUCAAUGUCAGAACGGAGGAGCUUGUGAUCCCGUUACUGGGGAAUGUAGUUGCACUGCUGGCUACUCUGGAGAAAAUUGUGGGCAGAAAUGCAAGCACAGCACAUAUGGGAUCAAUUGCACUCAAACUUGUGAUUGUGACUGGGCUCAUGCAGAUAGUUGUGAUCAUGUGACUGGAAAAUGCCAUUGUCAAGAAGGGUGGAAAGGUAUAAGAUGUAACAGUCAAUGCGACAGAGGCCAAUGGGGAUCCGACUGUUCAAAUUUCUGUGACUGUAAAAAUAAUUCCUCCUGUGAUAUAACUACUGGUCUUUGCAGUUGUGAAAGAGGCUGGACUGGUAACAACUGUGAUCAAAUGUGUUCCCAUGGUUACUAUGGGUAUAAUUGUUCUGAAAAGUGUCCUACGUGCUCGAACAGUAAUGGCACUUGUCACCAUAUAACAGGCCAGUGUCACUGUAAUCCUGGUUUUACUGGACUUAGCUGCAGUGAAACAUGCCCUACUGGUCAUUAUGGUCCUCAGUGUCAAUUACUGUGCAAAUGCAAAAAUUACGGAGAGUGUAAUCCAGCCACUGGUGAAUGCUUGUGUCGAUCUGGGUGGAAAGGAGAUGACUGCAGCUUACCUUGUCCAAAUGGAACAUUUGGUAUUCUUUGUAAAGAAAAUUGCAGCUGCUUACGUGGCGGACACUGCAGAAGAAGUGAUGGUGUUUGUCUUUGUCCACCUGGAUGGAUGGGACCACGUUGCACUGAAGUAUGUCCUGAGGGUUAUUAUGGAGACCACUGCAUGCAACCUUGUGAAUGCAAAGGUGAAAAUUAUGUUUGUAAUCCAUCUUCCGGAUGUGUUUGCAAGUAUGGUUAUGGUGGCAAAGAUUGUGAGCUAAGAUUGAUGGGACAAAGUGUUCAGAAAAUGGAGGAUGACACUUCAUCGACGAGUGCAGGUGUUGUCGGAGGCGUUACAUUGGCCAUUGUCUUAUUGAUUGUCAUUGUCUUGUUAAUAUUGUAUUACAGGAGACGUCUAAAGAGACUAAAAGAUGAAUUAGCAUAUGUCACAUAUGCUGCUGAUCCUAAUCCAUCACCAGAUCGCAGGCAUUUUGAUAAUCCUGUUUAUGCAUACCAAGGAGUUCCAGCUGGAGGUUCUGCUCUCAAUAACACUAACACAAAGCAUAUUUAUAAUGAUUUAGGAAUGAAAAGUAAUUUAACAAAGGCCAAAUUAGGAGAAGAAGAUUUAGAUCAUUAUUCCUCUGCCGAAAAAGGUGCUUGUGGAGGAGAAUAUAGUGAAGUGUCGUGUUUAAAAUCUAAAGUAGAUUUAGAAUUUAAUCCAAAUAUUUACCACAGUAUUGAUGAUGUGAAGCCAAAUUUAUCUAAAAAGGAACCCUUUUACGAUGAAGUAAAAGACAAAAACUGUGAUGCUAAAGCUUGUGCAAGUGCUGAUGUAGACGUAUACGACCACUUGGAGUACAAUCGGCCAACCAACGACAUCAAACCGCAGUAUCAUCGGAUGGAGGACACGCUAAAAAAAGGUCAAAGUGCAAAGGACCUCUAACUCUGUCACUUUAUCAAAUACUUCCUUAGAUUUUCAGUGAGCUUAUAACACCCAUUUUUAAAUCUCAACAAAAAAAAAUCACUUGUGACGAUUGAGAAGGAGUGGAAAUGAUAGUUAUAGUACUGCUCUCUAGUUUUCAACUGAAUGAAUUGUUUUAGAUGUAGUUAUUGUGUUUUAUUCUGUAUAAUUUUUGACUUUUAAUGAUGGAUUUGUGAAUUGUUUUUAUCGAAAUCGGUGACACACAGCUCUUGGGGAUGCCAAUUACUACAGCAUUUCCGUAAUUUCUAUUGGUUUUAAAAAUAAAAAAGCAUUAAGUUUUGAAAACUCAAAGUGAAAUGUAACCCAAGUUAAACAUUUUAUUAUUUUUCUGUUACUUAUUUUCCAUAAAUAGUUUUAGCUCAAUUUAUUGAUUUGGAAAUGACUAUUUUCUGGUAUGAUUGCAUUUCCUGUAACUUAAUUUAAGUAAAUAAUUAAUAUCUAAACUUAUUAAUUUUGUUAAUGUAAGAAUUUGAUUACUAUUUUCACAUGUAAUUACAUAAUUUUCCUUGUUAUAUUUUUAAUAUUUUAUUACCUGUAAAUAGUUGAAACUUAUUAGUUUGGAAAUGUUAGGAUAAUAUUUUCUGCACAAGUUUAUACAUAAAUUUAUUUAUUUAGAAGUAUCAGAGUUUAUGAUGAUCAUUUUCUUGUAUGAGUACAUAAUUUUCCCUGUUAUUUUUUCAAUUAUUAUAAUUAUUUUUUCAAUUUAAAUAUUAAAUUUCAAUUAUUUAUUUCCUGUAAAUAGUUUUUACCAAAUCUUGGAUUAAUUUGGAAUUCUCAUGUGUUUAUCUUUACUAUUUUUCGACAUGAUUUACCCCUUCACUUUAGUACAAUAUUUAGUCAAAAUUAACAGAAAAAUAUAAAAUUAAUGAAUUUAUAUCUGAAAGUUUAAAACUUCACUAACAUUCGACUUCUUUUUUAAUGUGUUUAUCGCAAAUUGGUAGUAAACAAAAAAUUUUACUACACAAUUGAAUAAAGUAUUUGGCCUAACUGAGCCCAUUGUUAUUUAGGAGUUGUAAGUUAGGUGUCAGUUGUUAUUAGAAGUAUUUCUUUUAAAGAAGCUAUUCAAAGCUAGCAAUAAACCAUGUUUAUAGUUAGUUAGCCCAUGUUCUUACUUCUGGUAGAUUGAAAAAGGUGAAAUAAUCCAUAUUUUUCUGCUAACCUCUACAUGGAUCGUUAACAUUUUCCAGUUUUUAAAGUUCCUAUCACUUGUGUUCUACUAUAACAGCAAUAAUUUUAGUCUUAAUGCAUUUGACUUCUCUUUAAGCACGAUUUCAGCGCUUUAUGAGGCGUCCAUAAUAACGUGUUAAUUUAAGUAUUAAAUUUUAAUUGAAUUGUGGAAAAGUAUCUGCAGAAUGGCAUCCCAUAUAUGAAGUAUCCUUUAUGACUGUAAACAAUCAAACAUUACCACAAAGUUUAGAGGAUUUGAAAUAUAUCGCUAUGAAAAUGUUACGCCUUUUCAUCAGCAAUGCUUGCUAAUAACAGAGAGGAAUUAGAGUAGUUUAAUAAAUUUAUCGAGCAAAUAUUUCUAGGAAGUUUAGAUUGUUUGGAAUUUAGAUAUCACAAGCUAUAUAAAUAGUUGAAAUUGAGAGAAACAAAGUUUAGGGUAACUAUAUAUUACAUAAUCAAACAAGAAAUUGUAAAUAACUGUAUUUGCUUCCAGAAAUAUCUAUAUCAGAAGAUUGUAUUUUUUAUCUCUUUACUCAAAUUUUUAAAAGUUUGUAUGAUUUGUUUUAUUUACUGUACAGUUUGUGUUAAUAUACUGUUUGACAAGUUUAUAUAAUGAUUUGAAUACUAGUUAUAAAUAAUUUAGUAUUCUUGAAAUGAAAUAAUUUCCUGCUGUCAAUUUAAUUACUAUUCAGUGUAAUAAAAUUGACCUUCACUUUUAAUCCUUGACUUUUAUUCAAAAUCAGGUGAUGAUUAAAUAUUAAAAAUAAAAAAAAAACGCAUUGAUAUAAUCAGAAACACUGCCAAAAAUUCCAAAUAGGAGCAUUUAAGACGUAUAAGGCAUUUACCACUUAAAUUUUUCCUUUGUAAUAAAAAUUAAAUACUGAGUUAAUUAGUUUGUGAAACUAUCAAUUUUAUUUAAUCAAUAAUGUAGUGUAUGUGUUUAACAUUGGAUAUAAAAUUAGAUCUUUACAACGCAAACUUUGAAACACUGGGCAUUGCAUUUUAUAGAAUUUUUUGUUGUAAACAGUUUCAAUUAUUUUUACAUAUAUCUACUAAACAUGGCAAUAUUAGUCUCAGAUCUAACUUAAAAUGUUUUAAAUUGAUAAGUAUUUAUUGAUUACAGAAAGUAUUUACAGAAAAAAAAUGAAAUUUUCUAAAUAACUAGAAAAUUAAUCAAUUUUAAUUUGUUUAACUUUUAAAAUUGUAACCUCUUAGCAAAUAAUUGAACAAAUAAUGUAAAAAGUGAAUAGUCCUUUUUUAGUUACAGAAAUUUUUUUACUACGAUAAUCAUCGUUUACCCUGUAUAAAUUAAUUUAAUUUAUGGAGAAUCAUGAUUUAUGGAAUUGUGUUAUAUACGACUUCUACUGUAUUAUUGACGUUACAAUGCAUUACUGAAAUAUUAUUAUUAAUUUAAUUAGUUGAAUCACCAUUUAAAAUUCA